UUCGACGGCGCGGCCAUGGCCGCCCUCAACGGUGCGGUGGAGAACGGGCAGCCUGACAGGAAGAUGCCGCCGCCGUUGCCGCGGCCCUUGCGGAGUUUGGAAGUGAAGUACACCAAGAUAUUCAUUAACAACGAAUGGCAUGAGUCUACAAGUGGAAAGAAGUUCCCCACCUACAACCCUUCAACGCUGGAGAAAAUCUGUGACAUUGAGGAAGGAGACAAGCCUGAUGUGGACAAUGCAGUGGAAGCAGCCAAGGCAGCAUUCCAGAGGGGAGCUCCAUGGAGACAGAUGGAUGCCCUCAGCAGAGGAAGACUCCUGCACAAGCUGGCUGAUCUUCUUGAGAGAGACAGAGUCAUCCUGGCAACUCUGGAAACAAUGGACACAGGAAAACCUUUUCUUCAAGCUUAUUUCAUUGACCUGGAAGGUUGUAUAAAAACACUCAGAUACUAUGCUGGAUGGGCUGAUAAAAUCCAGGGCAGAACUAUCCCAGUGGAUGAAAAUUUUGUCUGUUUCACCAGGCAUGAACCCAUGGGUGUCUGUGGAGCUAUAACUCCAUGGAACUUCCCCUUGCUGAUGCUGGUUUGGAAGAUGGCACCAGCACUGUGCUGUGGAAACACUUUGGUUAUUAAGCCAGCUGAACAAACUCCUCUGACGUCUCUGUACAUUGGCUCACUGAUCAAAGAGGUGGGCUUCCCUCCAGGUGUGGUGAACAUUGUGCCAGGCUAUGGCCCCACAGCUGGAGCUGCAAUUUCUACCCAUCACAGCAUUGAUAAAAUUGCUUUUACUGGAUCAACAAAGGUUGGGAAACUGAUCAAGGAAGCUGCUUCUAAAAGCAACCUCAAAAGGGUGACACUAGAGCUUGGAGGAAAAAACCCCUGCAUUGUGUGUGCAGAUGCAGACUUGGACUUGGCAGUGGAAUGUGCCCAUCAAGGCGUGUUCUUCAAUCAAGGGCAGUGCUGCACGGCUGCCUCACGAGUGUUUGUGGAGGAGCAGAUCUACCCCGAGUUCAUCAAGCGCAGCGUGGAGUACGCCAAGAAGCGCCUCGUUGGGGACCCUUUUGAUGCCAGAACUGAGCAAGGCCCCCAGAUUGACCAAAAACAGUUUGAUAAAAUUCUGGAGCUGAUAGAAAGUGGGAAGAAAGAAGGGGCUAAGCUGGAGUGUGGAGGUCUUGCCAUUGAAGACAGAGGCUUGUUUAUAAAACCCACUGUGUUUUCAGAGGUCACUGACAACAUGCGUAUUGCCAAAGAAGAGAUUUUUGGGCCAGUUCAGCCAAUUAUGAAGUUCAAGAGUAUAGAAGAGGUGAUCAGAAGAGCCAACAGCACAGAGUAUGGACUCACAGCUGCAGUGUUCACCAAGAACCUGGACAGAGCCUUGACACUGGCUUCUGCAUUGCAGUCUGGAACUGUCUGGAUCAACUGUUACAAUGCUCUCUAUGCACAGGCUCCUUUUGGUGGCUUUAAAAUGUCAGGCAAUGGCAGAGAACUUGGUGAAUAUGCUUUGGCAGAAUAUACUGAAGUGAAAACAGUCACCAUUAAACUCGCCCAGAAGAGUCCAUGAAAACAAAAGGCCUAAAAUGCUGACACUCUGAAUGUGACACAAGGGGGAUGUGUUCAGAGCGAGGGGGAGGGUAGGGGUAGAAGGGAAAAUGGCAACACCCAACUUUAUUCCUCUAGAAACACUGAAUCCACUGGACUCCAUUCUGUCAACUGGCUCUUCAGAAACUGAUUUAACAGCCCCUUCUGGCAGCAUAGCACACACUUGUGCUUUACAAAUCCCUGGCUGUACAUCUGUCUGCUACCUGUGACUAAAAUGCUGACCUGUCACAGUGUGUGCAGGACAUCUGCAUUCAAACUUCAGCCUGAAGCACUUGGACAUCAAUGGCAUGCUAGAGAGACUUCUGGUACCAUCAGCAUGGACUGGUAAACACCUUCAAAGCCACCUGGGUUUCACUUGGCAUCAAUGGACCUGAGCAGGAGGGUUAAUACAACUUGACUGAAGUUGGAGGAGUUGGUGUGAAGACUGCAGCUGGAGUCUAGGAUGGGAGUGCAAGCUUUCAUGGAAGGAUCUGUAAAGAAAUUCUCUCUUUGAAAGAGCUGUCUUGGUCUCUCUAAACAUGCAUUCUCCAUGUUGGUGACAUUCUAGCCCUGAAUGAGAUUUAGGGGGGGUUUCCUAGAGGACUCCUUUGGGGCCAGUAUUUCACCUGACAGAGCUAGACUUUAAAGUAUCCUUUGAACGUGAUGUUUUGGUGUGCCUACACUACACAUGCUGCAAAUGCAAGUUCCUGACUUGCUAACCCUUCUGGCUCCAAAUGAGUCACAGUUGUAUCUCAAACCUUCACUAUAGCACUUUUUGGAAGAGGAUUUUGCACUGUACUUACCGUGAUGACACAGAGUUGAAUGAUAAGCAUGUAGCAUGGUAGAUACCCACAGAAAACAUCCCACUCCAGUCCUUCUGAUCUGGAGGAGGGAGCAGAGGAGAUGCAAGAAGCUGUCCUGCUCUCUCUUUCCCUGUAACUUUCAGGCUGUGUGAACAUCUUUUCAUUUUUUGAGCCAGAUCUAUUAUUAAGAGAGUAAAACUUACAAGCUCUUCUCACUGCUUCUUUACUCCUGUAUGAAUGUAGCUUAAAAUACAUUUUUGGAAGUACAGUAUGGUAAGGCAGGUGCUCCCAAGCACACCUGGAGGUGCUAAAGCUGUGGGUGUACCAUGAAAUAAGCUAUGGCUGGACUUGAAUGUGUCAGCAGCAUUGCAGUCACUGUCCUCAUGAGUGCUGACAUCUUGUGGGAAGCACAGAGGAGCUGAUCCUUCACUGAGGAAUGAGCUGCCUUGGGUUGUCUCUUGCUUACAGUUGUAUAAGCACAAAUCCAUGGAGUGGCUGUCACACCAAGUUCAUGCUUUAGUAUCUCCUCCACUAACUUCUUUGCAUGCCCAGACAUUGAUAUGAGAUGAAUGACAAGCCACAUGCUGUCUUCAGUUCCUGGGCUCACUGCUUUCCCUCCUCCUCCCCCCAAUUCUCUGCUGGAGAACCACUGGCAAACGUAUGGGAAGAUCCAUGUCCACAGGAGCUGUAAGUAUGAAGGAGUUCAUGGUGUCAGCUUGUUAGGAGGUUCAGCUGCUUUCUCUGGGAGAGCAAACUGGUUGAGGUUCCUUAUGGCCUAUCAGGAGAUCUCCAUGGAGAGAUUGCCUGGAAUUUUCCAGAUGUCAGGGCUUGAAGCAGAAAUGCAGGUCUAACCUCUUUUCUCUGAUGCAAGCAAAGAUUUAACCAGUACCUUCCAUUGCUCAGAGAUAUGCCCAGCCAGUGACAAGGUUUGUAUUGCAUGACUUGACCUUUGUUUUUUUUUUUGGAGGGGGAAGGAAGGUGGGUGGCCAUAAGUAAGGAAAAAGUUUGCAUGAGCCUAAACUUCCUUAUUAGUUAGAGAAUAUUGAAAUUGCACUUCCACACUACUUCUAAGUGACAUACCUCCAAUGGCUGUGUAUAUCUUAGGUGCCUGUCCCCCCGUGGGUAUGUGAGACAGGUGACUCUCCCCAUCUGGUGAAGAAAAUGUCCUCCCUUCCCCAUGAAAGGCCAAAUGGGAACAUUGUAAAUAAGUUUCUAUUUUUGUAAAACACUUAAGAGUGCAAAUGUCUUCUCAGACAAAUGUUUUACUUUUGCCUACUUGACCACUUUUUAGGCCUGCAGUCAGACAGUAGGGAGGUCAGGCAAACAGUAAAAAGCUGGUUAUCUUGAUGUAUCUCUGCAUUAAUUUUUGAUAAGCAGUGGUUGAAACUGCAAUCAUCUGAAAUUCUGAAAAUCCUAGUAUCCUGGCUUUCUAUGUAUGAUAUAUAUUUCAACUCUUUAUCAAGUUUUUCUUUAAAAGUCAAUGUAUCUCUUACUGUAUAAAUCAGGGUUUGACUCUACACACUGAAUUUUCUAAAUUAUAUAACACUAGACACUAACUUUAAAAUAACCCCUUAGAGGGUAUAUAUUCUUUCAUUGCACAGUAAGGCUUUCAUAUGAAAUACUACUUUCUUUUUUUUAAAAAAAACAAACA
Calypte anna (Anna's hummingbird) is the source of this 4028-nucleotide messenger RNA. RefSeq names its product aldehyde dehydrogenase 1 family member A3 (gene ALDH1A3). Gene Ontology annotation, molecular function: aldehyde dehydrogenase (NAD+) activity. Bases 16 to 1557 code for a protein of 513 amino acids. The record is from RefSeq and is a predicted model, not a curated record. Gene Ontology annotation, biological process: aldehyde metabolic process. NCBI's taxonomy places the organism in Eukaryota, Metazoa, Chordata, Aves, Apodiformes, Trochilidae. The transcript is spliced from 13 exons.